AUGGCUAAAUCAUUUCUCCAGUCUCUUAGAAUUUUGUAUGUUCUUCUGGUCAUAUAUGUCAUUGGUGUAAAUGGAAUCUCUGCUGUUUUGGAUGACGAAAGGAAGGUUUAUAUAGUGUACAUGGGAUCACUUCCUGCAGGGGAAUAUUCACCAUCAACACACCAUCUCAGUAUACUUGAAGAAGUUGUUGACAGCAGGUUUGUGGAACAAUCCUUGGUUAGAAGCUACAAGAGAAGUUUCAAUGGAUUUGCUGCAAAACUCACGAACCGGGAGCAACAAAAGAUUGCAGGGCGUGAUGAUGUAGUACUGAUUUUUCCAAGUCAAAAGCGCCAUCUUCACACAACUGCAUCAUGGGACUUCAUGAAUUUUUCCCAAAAUGUCUCUCGUAACCUUAAUGUCGAAACUGACAUUGUUAUUGGAGUCAUUGACAGCGGAAUUUGGCCGGAAUCCAAAAGUUUCGACGACACUGGUCUUGGACCUGUACCCAAGAAAUGGAAGGGUGCUUGUGAAGGUGGCACUAAUUUCACUUGCAACAAAAAGUUAAUCGGAGCUCGUAACUAUGUCCCUGGAGAAGACUCUGCGAGAGAUGUAGAGGGUCAUGGCACUCAUACUGCCUCUACAGCAGCAGGAAGCAUUGUACGAGGAGCUACUUUUUUCGGUAUCGGAAAUGGCACUGCCAGAGGAGCCGUUCCCUCGGCGAGAAUCGCUGCUUACAGAGUAUGCGGAGAAAGUGGGUGCACAGAUGAUGGAAUAAUGGCCGCUUUUGAUGAUGCUAUAGCCGAUGGAGUCGAUAUUCUCACAUUGUCCCUUGGAUCAGAUUCUGCAGCUGAUAUCACAUCAGAUACUAUUGCCAUUGGUUCUUUUCAUGCUUUGAGAAAAGGUAUUCUCACUGUUCAAUCCGCAGGAAACAAUGGGGAUUCGCCAGGAAGAGUUUCGAGUAUUGCUCCUUGGUCAUUCUCUGUGGCUGCUAGCUCUAUAACUCGUAGAUUUGUCGCUCCAAUCAACCUUGGAAAUGGAAAAACAAUAUAUGGCAAUGCAAUCAAUGCUUUCAAGUUGAAAGGGACACGAUUCCCUCUUGUUUACGGAAGCAAAGCUUCCUCGUCUUGUUCAGCCACUGAUGCAGAGCAGUGCGUUGAUGGUUGUCUAGACAGAGAUCUCGUCAGGGGAAAGAUAGUAGUUUGCAACACUGAUGAUAUCCAAAAUGCAGCUAUUGAGGUUAACCGAACUGGUGGCGUUGCCGCGAUAUUUGUAGAAGCGGAGCGUUUCUCUGGUGUUGCCUUCGUUACGUUUUAUCCUUAUUCCCUUGUUACUCCUCAGCAGCUUACACAGGUGAUAUCCUACAUCAAUUCCACUAGGUUUCCCACAGCGAACUUAUUAACAAGUGUAGCUAUAAAAGAUGCUACUGCUCCCAAGGUUGCUACAUUCUCUUCAAGAGGGCCUAAUCUGAUUUUUCCAGACCUGCUUAAGCCAGAUAUAACCGCCCCGGGAGUUGACAUCUUGGCCGCCUGGUCGACGGUUUCUUCCCCUUCUGGCGCUCCUCUGUUUGAUCAACGAUCCGUGGAUUACAAUAUAAUAUCAGGAACAUCAAUGUCUUGCCCUCAUGUCACCGGCGCAGCUGCCUACGUGAAGUCAGUACACCCUCGUUGGUCUCCUUCUGCGAUCAAAUCCGCUCUUAUGACCACUGCUUGGAAGAUGAAUGCCAGCAGUCCCAAUAUCGCAACAGAAGCAGAAUUUGCUUAUGGCGCAGGUCAUCUCAAUCCAACAAAAGCUGCACACCCUGGACUAGUUUACGAGACAUUAGAAAGCGACUACCUCAACUGGAUUUGCGGAUUGAACACCGCACGAGAAGUGUUAAAGGUAUACGGGUUUAAUGUCACCUGCAAGGGAGUGGUUCCUAUCGAAACCAAGGAUCUAAAUUACCCGUCAUUGUCUGCUCAAGUUCAGAGUGACAGAUCUUUCAAAGUUACAUUUUCAAGAAAUGUCACCAAUGUUGGUAUGCCAAAUGCAACUUACAAAGCCAAAAUCACCAAGAAUUCUCGAGGCUUGGACGUUACUGUGGUGCCAAACACCCUAUUCUUCAAAGCAACCCAUGAAACGAAGUCAUUUGUGGUGACAGUUACAGGUGAAGAAUUGAGAGUAUUUGCUUCAGCUGAUCUUGAAUGGUCUGAUGGACUUCAUAACGUCAGAAGUCCAAUUUUUGUGUACGGAAACGAAUAG
Oldenlandia corymbosa var. corymbosa is the source of this 2217-nucleotide messenger RNA. NCBI's taxonomy places the organism in Eukaryota, Viridiplantae, Streptophyta, Magnoliopsida, Gentianales, Rubiaceae. The record is from the annotation of a GenBank genome assembly.